AUGCCCAGCUCUCCAACGCAAGGACGACCUCAGAUCAUGAACCCUCCAAAGUCUCCCACCUCUCCAACUAUCAAAACCCGAUUUCUCAUCCUCUCCGAUACACAUAGCAGAGAAUUCGGCCCAGAAACCAACCCAACACAGUAUGCAGAUGUAGUCAUUCACUGCGGCGAUCUCACAGAAGGGUCUACACUAGAAGAACUCCAAUCCGCCAUAAACCUUCUCUCGAACCUCACUGCCCCCCUCAAGCUCGUCAUAGCCGGAAACCACGAUUUCACCCUAGACACCCCCUUCUUCAAGGACAAGGUCGACGGCCAAUUCAAAGUCCUCGACCCCGGCCUCAUCAAGAAGGCAUACGGCGACCCGGGCGAAGCGCGCCAGCUCUUCAACGAAGAACCAGCCACUUCGGCCGGAAUUGUAUUUCUCGACGAAGGCACGCACCAUUUUACUCUCGAGAAUGGCGCGUCAUUAACCCUCUAUGCCAGCCCUUUUAUUCCCGCAUGUGGAGGCUGGGCAUUUCAAUAUACACGUCAAAAGGGCCAUGACUUUCGCAUUGAGAAGGGCGUCGACCUAGUCAUAACCCACAGCCCGCCAAGAGGGAUCCUGGAUCGGACAUUAUCCGGUGAACAGGUCGGGAGCACACAUCUCUUCGAUGCCGUUGCUCGCAGUCGACCACGUCUGCACUGUUUCGGGCAUAUCCACGAGGGUUGGGGAGCGAAGCUUGUCACAUGGCCACCGCAGACGGAGGACAUAGGCGAGAAACCGUUGCGGCUUUCCGAUAUUGAUGAUGGACAGUCAGUUGUUGUGGGGGAUUUGUCGACGGUAAGGAGUCGAGAGGCCAAUGGGACGGGGACGGGGGAGCAUUCUGAGACGUGCUAUGUGACCAGCCAUUGUAGUGGAGAUGCCAAUCCGGUUGAAUUGGGGAGGCAAACGCUCUUUGUAAAUGCUUCCAUUAAGGAGAUGGAUGAAGAUUAUCCUCAACAUCUGCCCUGGCUGGUUGAUAUUGAGCUUCCGAAGGGUAACUAG
Paracoccidioides lutzii Pb01 is the source of this 1023-nucleotide messenger RNA. RefSeq names its product ser/Thr protein phosphatase family protein. Gene Ontology annotation, molecular function: hydrolase activity. Bases 1 to 1023 code for a protein of 340 amino acids. The record is from RefSeq and is a predicted model, not a curated record. The transcript has a single exon.